CCGAAAUUCUCUUCAAUCCGCCCUGCGAUCUUCCCUCCCAUCCAUCCCAUCCCGUUCCUCGGCCAUCCCGAGUCUCACAUCACCCACGUUAAUUUUCGUCGAGUCCCUCCCCCCUCUCCUGUUCAUGUGAAAACGGUCGCCGCGAUGACGUCCCGAAAAACGCAGCAGGAGAUUGACAAGACCUUCAAGAAGGUCGCCGAAGGCAUCGUAACAUUCGAAGGCAUCUACGAGAAGAUCCGCUCGACGACGAAUCCCACUCAGCGGGAUAAGCUCGAGGAAAACCUGAAGCGCGAGAUUAAGAAGCUCCAACGGUAUCGAGAUCAGAUCAAGUCGUGGGCCUCUGGAAAUGAGGUGAAAGAUAAGGGUCCGCUGCUCGAGCAGCGCAGAGCCAUCGAGACCUGUAUGGAGCAGUUCAAGGCCGUCGAGAAGGAGAUGAAGACGAAAGCAUACUCCAAGGAGGGCCUGUCGGCAGCAUCGAGAUUGGAUCCCAAGGAGAAGGAGAAGGUGGAGACAUGCGACUUCUUAUCGAGCAUGGUCGACGAGCUACAACAACGGAUCGAGGCUAUGGAGGCAGAAGAGGAGACGUUACAUAUGCAGAUGAAGAAGGGGAAGAAGGACGUUGCCAAGGCGAAUCGGUUAUCGGAUAUCUCGCGGAUCACGGAGCGUCAUAAGUGGCACGUCAACAAGUUGGAACUGCUGUUACGGUCGCUGCAGAACGGCAACGUCGAGACGCAACAAGUCCUGGAUCUCAAGGAGAGUAUCAAGUACUAUGUGGAAGACGGGCACAACUUGGACUACUCGGGCGAAGACGAGACCCUAUACGAUGAUCUGAACAUGGACAACGAGGCGGAGAUGCAGUUCGGCAUCGCGGGCGACAACGACCGUGUAUCGUCGCAAGAUACCCAGUCAGUUCAAGAAGAGGAACCGGAGGUUGUCAAGCCGAAAGCGAAGCCCGAUACCUCGGGACCCCGACGACCUUCCGCGCAGAUGAAGUCCCCUCUUCCCGUGCUGGCCACUCUCCAUCCCGUAACGUCGACAAGUGCCACCUCCGGCAUGAAACCCGCCCCGCCUCCAACGCGCCUGCCGGGAGAGACACUCAAGUACGCCUCGGCGGCGGCUGCAGCUGCUGCCAGCGACAAGAACGGCGUGGGCAUCGCCCCUCUGCCGCCACCGCCAGGCGCCAGCCCCGCUUUCCCCCACGCCGUACCUGCAUCCAAACCCUCCACCUCCACAACCGCAUCCCCCAGCAUCGCUCCCGCACAACCCGCGGUGAAGUCAUCGUCAGGAGUCACGAUAGCGGGCGAGGAGUCGAGUAGUGGGAGCCGAUCCAAAACCCCUGCUGAGAGUCCGCACGUGGCCAGCGCAAGCACGUCGACGCGAGGUGUCCCGCAGACCCCCGCCAUGGAGAAGGUUGAGGCCUCGGGUAGCGGCAGCAGCACUAGCAACAACAUCACCACCACCACCAACAACAACAACAAAUCCCGACCCACGACGACGACGGCGAACACCACCAACGGCGAGUCAAGCGGCAAGGAGGACUCGUCGCGCGAGAGCGAGGAAUCCAUCUAUCACCUCCCGCCGGGCCUGCAGGAUCUGAUCCAGUCGUUCGAAGUGACCAAGAGCCGUGCCGCGGCCAGUGCGACCAACCCGUCCCCGUCGGUGCAGCGGUUGCUGGCGGCCUCGCUGGCCAAUUGCCCCGAGCCGGCCGACGCGGAGAAACCCCGUCACUACAAGCCGCAGAACCCGUACAACACCCCCCUCUACUACCCCCAGGAACCUCUCCCGAUCUUCGACGACCCGCGUCUGUACGAAACCGGUCGCAUCGACACGGAUACGCUGUUCUAUCUGUUCUACUACCGCCAGGGCUCGUACCAGCAGUACCUGGCCGCCAAGGCGCUGAAGAACCAGAGCUGGCGGUUCCACAAGCAAUACCAGACCUGGUUCCAGCGCCACGAAGAACCCAAAACCAUCACCGAGGAGUUCGAACAGGGAACGUAUCGUUUCUUCGACUACGAGAGCACCUGGAUGAACCGUCGUAAAGCGGACUUCAAGUUCGUCUACAAGUACCUUGAGGACGAACUAUAAAACAACCCACCCUCCACAACCAUCAACAUGCGAACCACAAUAAUUCGAGGCAAACUGACGAGAUGUUGUUUGUGUACUUGUGUUGAAUGUUUGUUUGAUUUGCUCCCCCAUGAUUUCACCAUUGUAGAUGAAGAAACCAGAACAGAGAGAAAUCAUAAGGAACAAAAAAAACAAAAGACUUUUUAUUUUCUUGCUCUUCCUGACAGCAGCCCAUCCGGUUGCAGGAGGUUACUAUACCUCGGUGCAAUGUUCUCGAAGUGACCGAUCUGUCUUGUUUCUGAUCUUAUCUGGGAUCUGUGUGGAUUUGCUUUUCUUUCUGUCUCUGCUGGGUUUGUUUGUUGUUGUUUUUCUCUUCCAAAGCAUGCAAAGGGACGAAGUCUU
Molecule: messenger RNA, 2466 nt
Organism: Aspergillus uvarum CBS 121591
Lineage: Eukaryota; Fungi; Ascomycota; Eurotiomycetes; Eurotiales; Aspergillaceae
Product: CNOT2/3/5 family protein
Exons: 3
Coding region: 145-2085 (646 amino acids)
Biological process (GO): regulation of DNA-templated transcription; nuclear-transcribed mRNA poly(A) tail shortening
Cellular component (GO): nucleus; CCR4-NOT core complex; P-body
Source: RefSeq, a predicted model, not a curated record